This is a messenger RNA of Trypanosoma grayi, 333 nucleotides long. RefSeq lists its product as hypothetical. The coding region runs from base 1 to 333 and encodes 110 amino acids. The transcript has a single exon. Lineage: Eukaryota; Euglenozoa; Kinetoplastea; Trypanosomatida; Trypanosomatidae. The record is from RefSeq and is a predicted model, not a curated record.
AUGAAAAAAGCAGAGACACACGAUACAUGUGCAGAGAGGCGCGUUGGUUUCCCAAGGAGCUGUCCGGGCGGGAGCCCCACAGUGUCAUUUCGGAGAGCAUCAGAGUGGAAAAUAAUGCCCACACCACCCCCACCACUCCCAUCACACCACACACACAGAGCUGAUAUGCCGGUGUUUCUCCAGUUGCAACACCACCAAAAACACAGUGCUGUCGUCCAGUGUGGUCCGAAUAGUCCAAAUACACCCCAAAAAGACACAAAGAUAUGGACGCAUUCCAAGGUGUUUGCACCGCACCCCAUUGUAAUGGUCGGCAGUGUGCACCGUGCACCCUAG